Centruroides sculpturatus (bark scorpion) is the source of this 1575-nucleotide messenger RNA. Its product is annotated as rac GTPase-activating protein 1-like. The record is from RefSeq and is a predicted model, not a curated record. The transcript has 11 exons. Gene Ontology annotation, biological process: signal transduction. Bases 1 to 1551 code for a protein of 516 amino acids. Lineage: Eukaryota; Metazoa; Arthropoda; Arachnida; Scorpiones; Buthidae.
AUGUGGGGUGAAGAGAAGGGUCAGUUUCGAAGGGGACUCCAGGGCAAGCAGACGUUUCACAGACUACAAACAGUUGACAAAUCCUCACUAUCUGACACAAGUCUUGAUAAAAUAGACGACACCCUCAAUUCUGGAAAUGCUAAUCAAUUGGAAUGUCGAAGGUCCAGAAGGAAAAGAAAUAAUUGUUUGACUAAUGAUAAGAUUUCAAUUAAAAGAAGAAAAUCUCAGAAAAUUGACAAUAUAGUAAAUAGAGAGACAUCAGUUAUUGCUGCUAUUACUGAUCCAAACUCUAGAGAUUUUAAUUGUAAAAUUGAAACUGUGUCAUCAGGUAGAGUGACAGCAUCAAAAUACUUUAAUAACGAAUUUGUUCUUCUGUCAGAAAAUUACACAUCUAAGUCAUCACCUAAAUCAGAAAAUAAUAAAGAACAAGACUUAGUAGAAAUAUUAGAUUUACAAAAACUAUCCACUCCUUUUCAAGAAGAAUCUGAUGAAUUAAAAAUUCCUGUUGGAAAUUCUGCAGAGAAACUAAUUGGUAAAGAUCAUGUAUUUUGCUUGAAACUGGUCAUUUAUCCAGAAACAUGUUCACCUUGCAGCUGUCACAUUAAAUAUUACAAACAGGCUCUAAAAUGCCAAGACUGUGGAGUAGCUUGUCAUCCAGAAUGCAUAGAUAAAGUGCCUUUAUUAUGUGAUUCUCUCUCUUAUACUCCAAGUAAUAAAGAAAAAAUGGGCAUGAUAACAGACUAUACUCCACUUGUUCCACCAAUGAUUCCUACUUUGAUAAUACAUUGCAUUAAGGAAAUAGAAUUGAGAGGACUGAAUGAAAUUGGUCUUUACAGAGUAUCUGGUAAUGAAGAGGAUAUAAUAGAACUAAAAGAGAAAUUUUUAAGAGAGCAAGCAGUACCUGAUCUGUCAAAAAUCGAUAUUCAUGUCAUAUGCAGUACAGUUAAGGAAUUCUUAAGAACUCUUCAAGAACCAUUGAUAAUAAGCUCUGCAUGGUCAAACUUUGUUAAUGCAUCAGAAAAGGAAGAUAAUGAAGACAGUCAAAAUAGUAUACAUCAAGCAGUGAUUCAGUUGCCAAGACCAAACAGAGAUACAUUAUCUUACAUUAUUCUCCAUCUUCAAAAAGUUGCUAAAAGUCCAAAAUGUAAGAUGCCGAUAAGCAAACUGGCAAAAAUUUUUGGUCCAAUAAUUAUAGGAUUUUCUACUCCAGAUCUGUCAAUAAUGGAUAUGGUAACAGAAACUAAAAAGCAACAUAUGGUAAUGGAAAGGUUGUUAACUAUAUCAAGUGAUUAUUGGAACAACUUUGUAGACUAUCCUGAUGAGAAUAUUUUCACAAUGGUUCCUAAAAAUCCAGAAUAUAGACUAGUCCAUGCUAGAAGUAUACUUGGUCCUCUGCCUGAAUGUAAUCAGGAUUCUCUGUCAAAGAAGUUCCAAGAAGUGUUGGGAAAACCACCUCUCUGCAUAAGGUUAGUUUACUUAUUUAUAAUAAAUAUUAAUUUUUUUAAUAUUCAAAAGGUAAUGCUUUCAAAGAAACAUAAUUACCACCCCUAAACAAGAACACCAUAGAUAAAAGCA